CUAAACCCAGACUUUGACCUGCACACAAGAUAACAUAACACUCGACUGUGAUGAUUUGCCAGCCCACCUUCUAUUCAUACCAACAGUAUCCCGCAUACGUUUUCUCCCCACUACCACUCAUCAAGAAGACUCUCUCGCAAUUCAAGAACUUGAAAGGAAAAAAGAAUAUAACUAAACUAUAAAAAAAAUCCCAUCAUCAUGGUUCCCAGCCUCCUGGAGGCUUUGAACGUGCGAGUUGUGGGCUCUGGCGAAAGAAUCCUGGUCUUAGCCCAUGGCAUCGGCACUGAUCAGUCUGCCUGGCAGCGAAUUCUGCCCUUCUUCUUGCCGAACUACAGGGUCAUCCUCUAUGACCUCGUCUGUGCUGGCAGCGUCAAUCCUGAUUACUUCGAUUUCCGGCGUUACACCACUCUGGAUGCCUACGUCGAUGACCUCCUCCAUAUCCUCGAUGCUCUUGGCGUCGAUCGAUGCGCUUAUGUUGGCCACUCUGUCUCCGCCAUGAUCGGGAUUCUAGCCUCCAUUCGCCGCCCUGAACUGUUCUCUAAGCUCAUCCUGAUAGGUGCAUCACCUAGGUUCUUGAACGACAAUGACUAUCAUGGUGGAUUUGAGCAAGGAGAAAUUGACAAAUUGUUUUCGGCAAUGGAGGCCAAUUACGAGGCAUGGGUCAACGGCUUCGCUCCACUAGCGGUGGGGGCCGAUGUGCCGGCGGCUGUUCGAGAAUUCAGUCGGACCUUGUUCAACAUGAGGCCCGAUAUAACAUUAUUUGUGUCACGCCAAGUUUUUAACAGCGACUUAAGGGGAGUGCUAGGUUUUGUAAAAGUGCCCUGUAGCAUAAUUCAGACGGCUAAAGAUUGUUCAGUACCAACAUCGGUGGCGACUUAUUUGAAGAAUCACCUUGGCGGGCGGAGCACGGUGCACAUGCUGAACUUAGAGGGCCACCUUCCCCACCUGAGUGCACCGGCUUUGUUGGCUCAGGAGCUCCUGCGAGCUCUGCCCCGGUGCUAAUGGCUUUUCUGCUGGAUGGCUAGGCCAGUCAGUCCCACUUUCUUUCUUCUUUUUUUUUUUUUUUUCCAUGGAUUGUGGAAAG
Coffea eugenioides is the source of this 1084-nucleotide messenger RNA. Its product is annotated as probable strigolactone esterase DAD2. The transcript is spliced from 2 exons. The record is from RefSeq and is a predicted model, not a curated record. Bases 199 to 1002 code for a protein of 267 amino acids. Lineage: Eukaryota; Viridiplantae; Streptophyta; Magnoliopsida; Gentianales; Rubiaceae.